Molecule: messenger RNA, 2539 nt
Organism: Diospyros lotus (date-plum)
Lineage: Eukaryota; Viridiplantae; Streptophyta; Magnoliopsida; Ericales; Ebenaceae
Product: calmodulin-binding receptor kinase CaMRLK-like
Exons: 2
Coding region: 150-2180 (676 amino acids)
Biological process (GO): protein phosphorylation
Molecular function (GO): protein binding; protein kinase activity; ATP binding
Source: RefSeq, a predicted model, not a curated record
ACAUAUAUGUAGCCCACUAUCGGUAUCUUUCUUUUCCGUGGCCUGCUCUCGUUGGAACACUGAAAUCUUCUCUCUCUCUCUCUCUCUCGACCAUGGGAGGCAAAAGGGCGGCAAGAGCUUGAAGCCGAUCGGAACCCAGAAGAUACGGAAUGGAGAUGCUCCUCAGAUUCAUCCUUGUGAUGUCCAUUGUAGCAUCCAUAGGAUCCUCCUCAACAUGCAACAGUACGGACCCACAGCUCGUUUCCAAGGCCUUCAGCUCCGUUGCCGGCUUCAACUCCUCCUGGCUUCACUCCUCCAAUCUCAGCUGCCCAAGCCCUCCAGUCACAGAGCUCAGCCUCUCUUCCCGAAAUCUCACCGGUAUUCUUUCAUGGCGGUUUCUCAGAAACCUCUCUCACCUCCAAAAGGUCGACCUUUCCAACAACUCGCUGAAAGGCUCCGUCCCUGGCUGGUUCUGGUCCUUACAAAACCUCGUUGAAAUCAACCUCUCCGAGAACCGUUUCGGGGGAUCCAUCGGGUUCCGAACCAGGUCCAGUUCAUCGAUUCGAAUCCUCAAUCUCUCCACCAACAGGUUCACCAGUUUGGCCUUCGUCCCUGCUUUUCAGAACCUUACUGUGCUUGAUGUCUCCCGUAAUGACCUCAGGGUCUUGCCUUCUGGUUUCACCAACCUUUCGAAGCUUCAACAUCUGGAUAUUUCGAGCUGCAACAUUUCGGGCAAUCCGAAAUCCAUUUCGAAUCUUCGGUCUUUGAAGUACUUGGAUGUUUCGAACAACAAAAUGACAGGCUAUUUUCCUUCUGAUUUGCCGCCAUUGACUGGCCUCAAGUUCUUGAACCUCUCGUUCAACAACUUCACGGGCCAUAUAGCUCCAGACAUCGUCCAAAGGUUUGGUAAAUCUGCGUUCAGUCAUGCAGGCAAUUUCAGCUCUCCGAAGUCCCAAACUUUUGAAGCAAACAACAGAGAAAACACUGAACCAGUUCACAAGCGCCGCGAAAAACACAGACCCGUCGCCAAACAAGUCAAGAAGCGAAAACCCGGAUCGAAAACCAAGGCUCUAGUCUUGGCCUUGUCAAUUGGGUCGGGGAUUCUGGGCUUGGCGGCCACGGCUGUUUUCAUUCAUUGCAUGUACAGAAAGAGGAAGUUGGCCAGGACGAUGAAGUGGUCGAUCUCCCAGCCCAUUCAAUUUCCAUUCAAGAUGGACAAAUCGGGGCCGUUCGCUUUCGAGACCCAGUCUGGCUCGUCGUGGGUCGCCGACAUCCGGGAACCAUCGUCGGCGCCGGUGGUUAUGUUCGAGAAGCCGUUGAUGAACCUCACGUUCAAGGACCUCAUUGCCGCCACGUCACACUUCGGCAAGGAGUCGCUAAUAUCAGAGGGCAGGUGUGGCCCCGUGUACAGGGCAGUGCUUCCGGGUGACCUCCACGCGGCAAUCAAGGUCCUCGAGCGAGCCAGAGCCGUCGAUAACGACGACGCCGUCUCCAUAUUUGAAGACCUGGCCAAGCUCCGGCACCCCAACUUGUUGCCUAUUUCGGGCUACUGCAUCGCAGGGAAAGAGAAGCUGGUGUUAUACGAGUUUAUGCCCAACGGCGACCUGCACCGGUGGCUCCACGAGCUUCCGGCCGGCGUACCCAAUGUGGAGGACUGGAGCACCGACACCUGGGAGCAUAAUCCAACCGACCGAGAUGGCGGGCAUCAAAUUCCGUCGCCGGAGAAGACGGAGGCACGGACGCGCCACCGCAUCGCCGUCGGCAUUGCCCGCGGGCUGGCCUAUCUCCACCACGCGCAGUCGAAGCCGGUGGUCCACGGCCACCUGGUCGCUUCCAAUAUUCUGCUGGCGGAUGACUUGGAACCCCGGAUUACCGAUUUCGGUCUGGGUCAGGAGGACGGGGUUAACGGGUCGGUUGAGGCUGACGUGUACAGUUUCGGGGCGGUGUUAAUUGAGUUGCUGACGGGUAGGCUAGGCUCGGACGAGACGGUGGGGUGGGUGAGAAGGUUGGUGAAAGAGGGACUCGGAGCCAGUGUGCUGGACACGCGGCUUGGACUCGCCGGCGACUCAGCGACUGAGAUGGUGGAGUGCCUCCGAGUCGCGUACUUGUGCACGGCGGAGACGCCCGCGAAACGUCCCAAAAUGCAGCAAGUUGUCGGCCUGCUCAAAGACAUACACCCAGUCACGUCCGAGCUUCACUGAGCGAGUCGACCCGUUUGUCGCCAUCCACGCGCGGAUAAGCGCGUGACAUGGCCGGCUGAAAAGGACGAGUUAAGCCGUGUUGGUUGACUUCAUAGUUCGGAAUGAAAUGCUAAACAGGACACGGGGCCACCCCAUGUCCGACGUUGUAACUGACUGUGGGGGGCGUCACGUGACAUGCACGGGAUUUAGUAUAUUGUGGGGCGGCUGUUAAAAAGGUUCGGUCAGGACCACCGAUACUUGUCUCUUUUGUCUUUAUUCUGCUUGCAGUUAUUGAACAAUUUUACUGUUUUGAGAGAAUUUUUGAUUGAUUUUUUUUUUUAUUUAAGAACUAUUUGUUAUGAUCAUGCACCACAAAAAUA